AUGAAUCUGGACACGAGCAGACGGCUCAUAAAAAAAGGAAGCGAUGCCAUUUUGCUCACCCUUUUGGAAGAGACAGAGGACAAAGAGAGCCCCAAAGUGGUAAAAACAGCAACUGUCAAUAAGAGACACAACAGGCAGGGAAGGAGGCAAAGGGUAAUCGGGAAAAGCAGAAUAAUCGCACACUCCAAAACAAAAGAAGAGAAAGAUCUGGAAGAAGAAGAAAACACAAAAACACUCACGGAAGGAGUAGACUUUGCAGGCGUAUACGGGGAGAUAGACGUAAACGAGGGAACGUACUUAGUGUACAUUAAAGAGUCUAGGAAAGUGGGGAGACUAAAUGGGAAGGCAGUUUACGAAGUGCUGUCGUGUGGAUCGGUCUGCAUUGAUGGCUUGAACGACCCGAUGAUCCAGGAGAUGCUUGACGACUUUUUCAAGAUUCCAGGCCUCUUUUACUCAGAAACAGACCUCUCCACUGCUGGAACACAUUUGGAGGAAAACACGGAUUUUAUUUAUAACUACAUCCCUCUAUCAAAGUAUCAGCAAAAUAACCCAGAUGCAGCAGUGUUUGGGAUAAAUGUCGUGCAAGGAUACUUUGGGCAGGAGUAUCUCUCGGGAAAAGUGGAGAUGGAGUGCACAAUCGUCAGCAGAAGGUCCUGGAGGAAUGCAGGCACGCGGUACUACGCCAGAGGCGCUGAUCCAAAUGGAGACGCAGCCAAUACUGUGGAGACGCUGCUAAUCGCAAAAACAAAAACAGAGACGUACGAGUUUAUCCAGUGCAGAGGGUCAAUUCCUCUUUCGUGGGAGCAGAAAAUAAAUUUAUCGUAUAAACCUCCUGUUAAAAUGGGGAACUCCGACUUGAGCAGGCACCUAUUCAUGAAACACCUGAAUGUUCUUAGAAAGAGAUAUGGGAAGUACAUGUUCAUCACCCUGCUUGAUGAAAAAGGACACGAAAAAGAGCUGAACAGCGAGUUUACAAAGUCACUGCAGGAGACGGGGUGCAAGUAUCUGGCAGUUGACUACCACCGGAUGAUGAAAAGUGCGGAAGAGAAAAAAGAGUUUAAAAAGAGCCUGAAGGAUGCUCUUUCACACGAGGUGAUGCUGAGAACCAACUGUGUAGACUGUUUGGACCGUACGAAUGUCGUGCAGUCACAGCUCUCCAAAAUAAAACUCGUUGAGAUGCUCGGACUGGAAGAAGAGUCUGAAAAUGGAAGCAUUCUCGACAUUGACGACUAUCUGAAUGAAAGCUCAGUUAAAAAGCUAGGACAGCUUUGGAAUAGCAAUGCCAAUGCGCUGUCUAUGCAGUACACGGGAACAUCAGCACUGAAGAACGACUUAACAGAGCACGGAGUAAGAACAUUUAAGGGUCUGAUCCAGGACGCGAUCAGCAGCGGCAAGAGGUAUGUGAACAACAACUUCACAGAUGGAAGGAUGCAGGAGAUCAUUGAACUAGUUACAGGAGUCAGACAGACACUGGGAAACUGUAUUAGGGGAGACAGAAGGAUAGGAAUAUAUUUGGUGUUGGUCAGCAUACUUAUUGCAUGCUUGUACAAGCACUCGUACUAUGCAGGUAAUGCUGCAUUGGCUUGUGCAGUUGUUUCAUUCAGAAGCGUGCUGGCUGUUUACCUAUCUUUUCCAUCUCCCCGAAAGAGAGUUCAGGGCGAGAAAGAGAAUGAAAAAGUAAAAAAAAGAGAAUAG
Molecule: messenger RNA, 1695 nt
Organism: Nematocida minor
Lineage: Eukaryota; Fungi; Microsporidia
Product: phosphatidylinositol 4-phosphatase
Exons: 1
Coding region: 1-1695 (564 amino acids)
Biological process (GO): phosphatidylinositol dephosphorylation
Cellular component (GO): endoplasmic reticulum
Molecular function (GO): phosphatidylinositol-4-phosphate phosphatase activity
Source: RefSeq, a predicted model, not a curated record